GGAGGGAGAGGGGGGUGUGGAGCCAGCCAGGCCGCCUGUUCCCACAGCCGUGAGCUGAGCGUGCUGCCAUGGCGCUGGCCAGGCCCGGGACCCUGGCCCCCAGGCCCCCGGCCCCUCUUCUGCUGCAGCUGCUGCUCUUGAGUCCUGCCCUGGCCCUCCUGGGUGGAACGGUGCCAUCGGAGACCCCAAGUGUCUGUGCCUCAGACCCGUGCGCUCCAGGGGCCGAGUGCCAGGCUAUGGAGAAUGGUGGCUACACCUGUGGGCCCACGGAGCCCCGGGGCUGUGCCAGCCAGCCAUGCCACCAUGGCGCUCUGUGUGUGCCCCAGGGCCCAGAUCCCGAUGGCUUCCGCUGCUACUGCGUGCCCGGAUUCCAGGGCCCACGCUGUGAGCUGGACAUUGACGAGUGUGCAUCCCGGCCCUGCCACCACGGGGCCACCUGUCGCAACCUGGCUGAUCACUAUGAGUGCCACUGCCCCCUUGGCUAUGCAGGGGUGACCUGCGAGACGGAGGUGGACGAGUGUGCCUCGGGGCCCUGCCUGCACGGGGGCUCGUGCCUGGACGGCGUGGGCUCCUACCGCUGCGUGUGCGCGCCGGGCUACGGGGGCGCGAGCUGCCAGCUGGACCUGGACGAGUGCCAGAGCCAGCCGUGCGCGCACGGGGGCCGGUGCCACGACCUGGUCAACGGGUUCCGGUGCGACUGCGCGGACACGGGCUACGAGGGCGCGCGCUGCGAGCAGGAGGUGCUGGAGUGCGCGUCGGCUCCCUGCGCGAACAACGCGUCCUGCCUCGAGGGCCUCGGGACCUUCCGCUGCCUCUGCUGGCCAGGCUACAGUGGCCAGCGGUGCGAGGUGGACGAGGACGAGUGUGCGUCGGGCCCCUGCCAGCAUGGGGGACAGUGCCUGCAGCGCUCAGACCCAGCCCUCUACGGAGGCGUCCAGGCUGCCUUCCCCGGCACCUUCAGCUUCCGACACGCUGAGGGUUUCCUAUGCCGCUGCCCUCCGGGCUUUGAGGGGGACGAAUGUGACGUGGAUGUGGACGAGUGUGCCUCACGGCCAUGCCUCAGUGGAGGCCGCUGCCAGGACCUGCCCAAUGGCUUCCAGUGCCACUGUCCGGAUGGCUACACAGGCCUGACGUGUCAGGAAGAUGUGGACGAAUGCCUGUCGGAGCCCUGCCUCCAUGGCGGGACCUGUGAUAACACCGUGGCAGGCUAUACCUGCUGGUGCCCGGAGACCUGGGGCGGGCACGACUGCUCUGUGCAGCUCACCGGCUGCCAGGGCCACACUUGCCCACCCGCUGCCACCUGCAUCCCCAUCUUCAAGUCUGGGCUCCAUAGCUAUGCCUGCCGCUGCCCACCUGGUACCCACGGACCUUUUUGUGGCCAGAACACCACCUUCUCUGUGGUGGCGGGGAGCCCUGUGCGGGCCUCGGUGCCAGCUGGAGGUCCCCCGGGUCUGGCACUGAGGUUUCGCACCACACUACCUGCCGGUGCCUUGGCCACUCGCACUGACACUCAGGACAGCUUGGAGCUGGCACUGGCGGGGGGCACGCUUCAGGCCACACUCUGGAGCCAUGGCAACGCCACCGUGCUUCCCCUGGGGCCGCUGGACCUGGCCCUAAAUGAUGGCCAUUGGCACCAAGCCGAGAUUUCGCUCCGCCCGGGGGUCCUGGAGCUGCGGCUCUGGCAUGAGGACUGCCCUGCCCGGCUGUGUGUGGCUUCCAGUCCUGUGGCCCCAGCUCCCGUGGCUUCCGCGGCCCCGACGCCUACCAGGUUCUGCUCCGUCCAGCUGGGUGGCACAGCCUUCGAAGGCUGCCUCCAGGACGUGCGUGUGGACGGUCACCUCCUGCUGCCUGAGGAUCUCGGCAAGAAUGUCCUCCUGGGCUGCGAGCGCCGUGAACAGUGUCAGCCUUCGCCUUGUGCCCAUGGAGGGGCCUGUGUGGACCUGUGGACUCACUUCCACUGCAAAUGCCCCCGACCCUACAGUGGUCCUACGUGUGCUGAUGAGGUUCCUGCUGCCACCUUUGGCUUGGGGGGCACCCUGAGCUCUGCCUCCUUCUUGCUCCACCAGCUGCCAGGCCCCAACCUCACCGUGUCCUUCCUCCUCCGUACUCGGGAACCUGCUGGCCUGCUGCUCCAACUUGCCAAUGACUCAGUAGCUGGGCUAACAGUAUUCCUGAGCAAGGGCCAGAUCCAGGCUGAGGUGCUGGGCGGGCCCGCUCUGGUGCUCCCUGGGCGCUGGGAUGAUGGGCUCCGCCACCUGGUGACGCUCAGCUUCGGGCCUGACCAGCUGCAGGGCUUGGGGCAGGAGGUGCACGUGGGCGGGAGGCUCCUCCCUGCGGACGCCCAGCCCUGGGGUGGGCCCUUCCGAGGCUGCCUCCAGGACCUGCGACUCAAUGACCUCCACCUCCCAUUCUUUCCGCCGCUGCCGGGGAACUCAAGCCAGCCCGGUGAGCUGGGCAGCAGGCAGUCCUGGAACCUCACCAUGGGCUGCGUCUCCGAGGACACAUGCAGUCCUGACCCCUGUCUCAAUGGUGGAAUGUGUCUCGUCACCUGGAAUGACUUCCACUGCACCUGCCCUGUCAACUUCACGGGGCCAACAUGUGCCCAGCGGCUGUGGUGUCCUGGCCAGCCCUGCCUCCCGCCUGCCACCUGCGAGGAAGUCCCCGAUGGCUUUGUCUGUGUGGCCGAAGCCACGUUCCGCGAGGGUCCCGCCGUCGCUUUCAGCGGGCACAACGCGUCGUCGGGGCGCUCUCUCAGCGGCCUCUCGCUGGCCUUCCGCACGCGUGACUCCGAGGCCGCUCUGCUGCGCGCCGCCGCGGGCGCCCACACCGUCUGGCUGGCCGUGCGCAACGGCUCCCUGGCGGCGGGCGUGCGCAGCGGCCGCGGCCAGCCCGGGGCGGUGCUGCCGGCGUCGGGGCCGCGCGUGGCCGACGGCGCCUGGCACCGCGUGCGCCUCGCCAUGGAGCGCCCGGAGGCCGCCGCGUCGCGCUGGCUGCUGUGGCUGGACGGUGCGGCGACGCCCGUGGCGCUGCGCGGCCUGGCCGGCGACCUGGGCUUCCUGCGCGGUCCGGGCGCCGCGCUCGUCCAGCUGGCCGAGAACUUCACCGGCUGCCUGGGUCGCGUGGCCGUGGGCGGCCUCCCGCUGCCCCUGGCGUCCCCGCGGCCCGGCGGCCCCGGCUCGCGGGAGCACUUCUCGGCCUGGCCCGGGGCGCCGGCCCCGCGCCUCGGCUGCCACGGCGCGCGCGUGUGUGUCCCCUCGCCCUGCCUGCACGGCGGCGGCUGCCGAGACCUCUUCGACGCCUUCGCCUGCGCCUGCGGCCCGGGCUGGGAGGGCCCGCGCUGCGAGGCCCGCGCCGACCCGUGUCGCUCGGCGCCCUGUGCUCGAGGCCGCUGCCACUCGCGCCCCGACGGCAGUUUCGAGUGCCGCUGCCCGCCUGGCUUCGUGGGCCCGCGCUGCAGACUGCCUGUCCUGCCAGAGGCGUGCAGCUUGAACUUCACCUGCCUCAAUGGUGGCCCCUGUGAGGGUGGGCCCCGGGCUGCCAACUGCAGCUGCCAGGAGGGCUUUGCUGGCCAGAGAUGUCAGAUCCCCUGUGAAGCCAACCCCUGCUUGAACGGGGGCACCUGCCGGGCAGCCGGCGGGGUGUAUGAAUGUAUCUGCAGUGCGAGGUUCUCAGGCCAGUUCUGUGAAGUGGUGAAGAGCCUGCCGCUGCCACUGCCGUUCCCGCUGCUGGAGGUGGCGGUGCCCGCGGCCUGCGCCUGCCUCCUCCUCCUCCUCCUGGGCCUCCUCUCAGGGAUCCUGGCGGCCAGGAAGCGCCGCCAGUCAGAGGGCACCUACAGCCCGAGCCAGCAGGAGGUGGCUGGGGCCCGGCUGGAGAUGGACAGUGUCCUCAAGGUGCCGCCCGAGGAGAGACUCAUCUAGGCCUGCCUGGCUGCGGGCUCUGGCACCUGCGAGGUGCGUCUACCGAGGACCCAAGGAAGCCGCUUCCAGGAGCCUGCGGGGAAGUGGCUGGCCUCUUACCAGCCUUGGGGAGCUGCCGGAGAGCCUGGGAGACCUGCUGGGCAAGUGUCACCUUUGCCGGCAGCCCCUGCCUGCGCCCCAUUUGUGGACGGGAGAGGGGAGCACCGCGGGAAGCACUCAGGGAAGCAGGCCUUACUCAGGCCUGGUAAGGCCGUGGGCGUCUCCAUCGGGACCUGCCAGCUCUUGCCCCGGCAGGCGGACUGCUGUGCCGGGGAGGGGCACACGCAGGUGCACACGGUGCGUUCAGAAGUGCGUGUGGGCACGUACCUGGGGACUGCUGAUCUGCAGAUGCCAGUGAGAGUGUUCUGGAUGGGGCUCGUGGGCCUGUCCGUGCCUUUGCUGUGGGCGUGCGGGACCGUGUAGUGGAUGCAGGCCCCACAGAGGUGCGGCUGGGCAGCGGGGAUACCCUUCGCAGCCCUGGGGCAGGGGCAGUACGUGUUCUUCGGGAGGCCAGGCCAAGGCUUGCCCAGGGGCCGAGAGCCCCCCAGCUCUGGCGUCUUCUCCCAUGUCUGAGGCUGUCCCCAACCUGGAGGCAACUGGGAAACCGGAAGGAGGGUGGUCAUCAGCCAGCGGCCCCUGGCUCCCAGGACAAACGCUCCUUCCGGCAGCUGUGUGGCAGAGUUGGACCAGAGCCAGGGCGGAUCUGCGGGAGCAGAGGACGGGCUGCCCCCAGCCGUCCCACCUUGCGGCCUCCGCCUACCUCACGGCGCUGUGGUGAGGAUCAGUGGAUGACAGCGGGGAAAGAGCCCGGGACGGUGUGCGCUACUGGGUUGUCUGGGUCACCCUUUUAGCUUUCAGGAAGGGUUGUCCCUCUGGCUGGAGCCGAGAGAAAGUUGGGGGUAGGCUUUCCUGGGGCCUGCAAGCGGGCCAGAGGAUAAAGGAGCAAAACUUCUGCCUCCCCCCCGCACCCCACCCCCCUGCCACGUCCCGCCUGACCACCUCUGGUUCUCCAGGGCCAGCACUCCCCAGUCACAGCUGCCUGGCGAGGCCACUCCUUCACCUACAGACCAGUCAUCUCUCUAAAUGGCUGGGGGGCAGGGGGGAGGUGGAUUCAGGACUCACAGGAAGUCCUCCGAGUUGUUUGCUGAACUCAGCAAAUGUUGGCAUGGCCUCUUUGUGUCGGGGCUGGUCCUGCAGACACAGACACAGACACAGAGGAAGAAUGUGCUGCUUUCCUUCCAGUCGGUCCCUUCCCUGGUAAUGCCAUCACACUGAUCCCAGAGGAGCACCCGCCCUCCCGGCACCCAGUGCCGGGCCUCCUCCCAGCCCCAUGGAGUCCCUUUGUCCCUGACCUGGAGACAUGCCCUUCUGUCCCUCCUGUUUCCUUGGCCAGCACCUCCUGUGCCAAGGCCAGGGGACCCCUUCCCAGUUUUAGAUUGGCGGUUGACUUCCCUGGCUCCCCUCGGGGUCUCAGGCAGCUUCCAGAGGCACAGGAUCAAAUCUGUGGGAGAACCACGUGGUGAUGAGGGAUAAGGGAGCAUGUGGGCGGCUCAGACUGAGGGGUUCAGCUGAGGCUGGGACAGGAAGGGCCCUGAACGCUAGGGUAAGGGGCUUGAUGAGUCCUUAUCCUGUAGGAGGUGGGACCUUUCCCCCUUCUCCACUAGGACUCCUGGGAAGGUGGGGGAGGAAACAUCUGGUACCAGCACUUUAGCCACAGCUGGUGCUUUGGUUAUUUACUUUAUUAAAUCAGGGAUUUGACAAACCUGUGUCCUUGCAGACUCCUAAGACACACGGAACCCCAAUAAAUAAAAGUGCCACUUUUUGGGGA
Messenger RNA from Felis catus (domestic cat), 5784 nucleotides. It is a transcript of the gene CRB2, whose product is annotated as crumbs cell polarity complex component 2. NCBI's taxonomy places the organism in Eukaryota, Metazoa, Chordata, Mammalia, Carnivora, Felidae. The record is from RefSeq and is a predicted model, not a curated record. Gene Ontology annotation, molecular function: calcium ion binding. Gene Ontology annotation, biological process: heterophilic cell-cell adhesion; establishment or maintenance of epithelial cell apical/basal polarity. Gene Ontology annotation, cellular component: protein-containing complex; plasma membrane.